CUGUGACUCAGCCGAACCCAACCCCCUCCUCACCACCCCCUUUCUUCCUCCUUUCUAUGCGAAGCCAAAAAGAGACAUUCCACGUACCAAAGAAGCUGGUGGAGAGGGAUCUCUUUCAAGCAGAGGCAGAAUGGCGAGCAGAUUGUGGCUGGUGGCUUGUGCACUGGCUGUGAUUCUGGAUGUUGCGGCUCCUCAGGACACGGUGUGCCAAGCAGCCGCUGGCAGAGAUGGACACCCAGGGACUCCAGGCAGGGCUGGGCGCCCAGGACAGAAAGGAGAUCUGGGCGAGCCAGGGAGGGCAUCAAGGAGCACAGGCAUACAGGGACCCAAAGGUGACCCAGGGCAGCCAGGCCCACCAGGCAUGCCAGGUAACCAGGGCUACCGAGGCCCCGAUGGCCCCCCAGGCCCUCCUGGCGAAGAAGGAGACAAAGGCCAGAAGGGGCAAGUUGGUGACAGCAUGAAGCAGCCCCGAGCUGCUUUCUCAGCCUCUCUGAAGAACCACAAGCCUAUUGGCAACGUAGUGGUAUUUGACAAUGUCAUCACCAACCAGGAUGAUGGUUACGACCUCCAGACGGGCAAAUUUACCUGCAAGGAUGCUGGGUACUACUACUUCUCCUUCCAGGUGAUUUCCAAUGGCAACCUGUGCCUUCGCCUCAUGCACCAAGGCAACCAAGUAGCCACCUUCUGUGACAACAACAAGCAAGGCCUCCUGCAGGUCAACUCAGGAGGGAGUGUCCUGUACCUGGCUAAGGGUGAGAGCGUAUGGCUGGAGACUGACCCGCAGGAUGGGAACAACAUCAACGUCAGCAGCGAUGCAGACAGCGUGUUCAGUGGCUUCUUGCUUUUCCCGUCGGGCGCCGUGGCAGAGCUCCUGCUCCAAGAGAUUGACAUCACUGUGGCAAGCCCGCCUUGCAACUUGGACGUCCUUGGUGGUUGCCGAGAUAACAGAACAAAGAUGGAUGUGGGGAGGUUCUUCAGCUGGGGGUGCCUCCUCCUUUUCUUGAUACUGAUGGAAUCGUCUACAGGAGCUGAUCCUCCACACUUCUGCUAUGGAGCACCAGGACUUCCUGGUGUGCCUGGCCCUCCGGGAAAGGAUGGCAGAGAUGGGCUGAAAGGAUCUAAGGGAGAGCCAGGCCCACCAGCCAUUCCUGGAAGUCGAGGUCCCAAGGGAGAAGAAGGAGAACCUGGAGCUCCUGGUCAUGUGGGGAAGAAUGGGCCUCGAGGCGCUGCUGGACCUCCAGGGGAGCCCGGCCCCAAGGGGGACAGGGGUGAACCAGGGGAGCCGGGCGGCUACAAGCGGAACCACCAGUCAGCCUUCACGGUGAUGCGUCAGACGGCCCAGUACCCUGCCAAGAACGCCCCCGUCGUCUUCAACAGGGCCAUCACCAACAUUAACCAGGACUACGACCUCAACAACGGCAAGUUCACAUGUCGUAUCCCUGGCCUCUACUACUUCACCUACCACACGUCCCAGACGGCCAACCUCUGUGUCAACAUGUACCUGAACCGGGACAAGGUGGCCAGCUUCUGUGACCACAUGUCCAACGACAAGCAAGUCAGCUCGGGUGGCAUCCUGCUUCAGAUGCGGCAGGGACACCAGGUGUGGCUGGCAGUCAAUGACUACAAUGGCAUGGUGGGCAUUGGGGGAUCGGAUAGUGUCUUCUCAGGCUUCCUGCUUUUUCCAGACUAG
This is a messenger RNA of Podarcis muralis (Common wall lizard), 1690 nucleotides long. It is a transcript of the gene C1QA, whose product is annotated as complement C1q A chain. Gene Ontology annotation, molecular function: protein binding. The record is from RefSeq and is a predicted model, not a curated record. Lineage: Eukaryota; Metazoa; Chordata; Lepidosauria; Squamata; Lacertidae.